AUUUGAUUAGAAAAUACGAAACUAAAACAUUUAAUUAGGAAAAUUCACUAACAAAACGACUUGUUAUUAUAAACACACAUGCCAAAAUGUUAAAACGCGUCGCGCAGAUAACGCAGUAGUGUGUGAAAAGCAAAAGAGAAAAACGCAAACGCAGCACUAAAGAGAAGCAGCAAAAAGUGCAUACAAUACAGGAGUGGCUGCUGCUGGCACGCAGGCAGGGCAGAGCACAUAUAAUAAAAAAUUGAAUUAAAUCAACAAAUUUCCAAAUGAAAUUGAGUAAAUUGAAGUUGCUAUUGUGUUGUCAAAGGUUCAAUUAAUGUUUUUGUAAUGCGAGAAAAUUCAAGUAACGAGAAAACUGUGCACUAACGAAAAGCAAAAAAACAACGCCCAAACAAAUUAUCAAGAAUACGCAAAGUUCAAUUAAAAGGAGCAACAACAACAACCGCCAAAGAAACAGCAGCAAAGAUAAGUGCACAGACAAACAACAACAACGACAUCGAGAACAACAGCAAAAACGACAGCAAGAGGAAGAAAAAGUCACACAUUCCAGUGAAAGUAAGGGAACAAAUAUGUUUUUGACCAAAACAUGAAACCAUAAAUUUGUGUUUGAGGAAGAGCAAGCCACAUUUUUCUGCGAAUUACGCCCGAAAUAAAAGCGCACACACGCGUACAUACGCAUACUCAGACAGCCAGCAACACGCCUACCUACACCCACACACUUGCAUACGUACACGCACACAGAGAAGCAGGCAGACAGGCCGAAGCACGCCCAAACCAUCACAAUGUCCAGCUGGGCUGAGCGCGUGCAUCGACGUGCCGCCGAUCUUGGCAAUGUGGUCACAUCCUGCGGCCAUCCUGGCCCAUCUGCUCCCGCCUAUCCCUACCGCCUUGAGAAGGUUAAAUUCGGUGUGCCACUAGAAGAGGUGUGCAAGAGCAACAAUAACAUUCCAGGCCCGCUGCUGGUGCUAAUACUCAAGUUGAACAAGGAGUCGCCUAGUCGUCGGGAUGUUUUCCGUGCCCCCGGCCAUCAGGGUGCCAUGAAAAAGCUGAUACACUUCCUUCAGGCCGGCCGACUGGUCAAUGUGGACAACUUUUCUGUUUACACAAUUGCCAGUGUGCUGAAGAAGUUCCUCCGCAAGAUACCCAAUGGCAUUUUUGGGCGCAAUGGCGAGAUGGAGUUGUUUGCCAUUAACGAGUUGCUGAACGAAGCCGAACAGACGGAACGCUUGCACAGAUUGAUUGCAUCACUGCCCAAAUAUACGCAACAUCUAUUAGUUUUACUCUUUGGCACAUUCCGAGUGAUUGCCAGCAAUGCGGCCCAUGCCGGCACGGGCAUGACCAGCGAGGCCUUGGGCGUCAGUGUGGCGCCCAGUUUCUUUCAAUCGUGCGUCAGUGACGGCAAAACGGCGCGCAUGGAGGAUGUGCUUAAGUUUAAGGUGUCCACAAAGAUCAUGCAACAUAUUAUUGAUAAAUUUGCUACACAUGAUAUUUUUGGACGUGACAAUUACGAAUACUAUGCCCGCGUCACGGGCCGCAUACUCAAGGUGCAGGAUGAAUGGAUAUGCAGUUUUCAAUAUCCGCCACCACCACGAGGAAAAUUGGCGCAACAGAAAUAUGCAUUGCAACACUCUUUGGAGGCCGAGAAGACUUGGCUGCAGUGCCAAUGCGAGCGUUGGGGUUUACUGGCUCAAGAGGAAUCGCGUUCGACGCCCGCCUUGCUGACCAGCUCCAGUUCUGCGUUGGAGAACAGUGUGCUCUCAUUGGGCGUCUCGCCAGAGCAUUCAUUCAUCGAAUCCUGUGCCCGUCUCUCGGUCUCAUUGGAGGGUCCGGGCAUAUUCGCAUUGACAUCGUCACCGCUGCCCAAACGUGGCGGUAAUGGUAAUGGCAACGGCAAUGGAAAUGGCACCGACUACGACUACGAUGAUUAUGCCGACGAUGACGCCGGCGAUGAUGAUGAUGAGAUUGAUUUUGGUGCCGACUUGGAGCUGAGCAACAUACCGGGACCAGAUGAGCAGCACCACCACCACCAACAGCAGCAGCAGCAGCAGCAGCAACAACCACACCACCAAAUGCGUGGCAUGUUUCUACAGCAACGUUCCAAGCAGCGCCAGCAACAACAGCUGCAACAACAAAACGACGAUGACGAUGACGACGAUGAGAUUGUGAAGCGUCGCUAUCGUCAGAACAAGAAGAAGCCUUUGCCGGCCAGCGGCCCACAAAUGCGUGGCCAGCACCAGCGACGCCUGCGCACUGGCACCAAAAGUCUCGACGGCACUGGCGAACGACGCGGCAGCAAUGCGAGCAACAGCAACAUUGGUGCUGCAGCGGCAACAGCAUCUGUAGCAGCAGCAGCAACAACAACAACAGCCAGCGGAAGUGGUGGUGCUGCUGCUAAUGGUGGCGCCAAGUUGAAGCAACGGACCUGCAGUCGCUGCAAUCGAGGCAUCCGCCACUCCUCCUCGUGCUCGUCGACGUCGGGCGGUGCGAUGGUGGGCAACGGCAACGGGGGAGCUGUGGGCGGUGCCGGCGGCAACGAUGGAGCUGGCGGCAACAACGGCGGCAUGACCAUGGAGGAGCUGCGCGCCGUCAAUCGCUAUGCGGAGAGCACCAAGAGUCUGUCUUAUUUGCCACAGGUCCAUGAACGCCAAACCGCACGCAUGCGCACCCGCUCCGAGUGGUUCCUAGGCCCGCGAGACGCUGUCGUCUCGUUGCAGCUGCCGGCGGAUACCUGCAGCAAUUGUUGCUUGGCCGCUGCGGCAGCUGCCGCUGGCUACCUGGGCGGCGGCAGUACGCGCGACAUGCGCCACAACAACGAGAGCGACAACAAUGCGCUGUUGUAUCACUUUUAUCGCAAGCAGCAAGAACAGCAGCAGCAGCAGCAGCAGCAACACUAUCGGCAACAGCAACAUCAGCAGCAGCAACAACUGGCUGAUGUGCACAUGAUGGACAUGGAUGAGCUGCCAUAUGAUGAUCAACAAAAACAACAACAACAGCAACAACCACUAGCACAACAGCAACAAAUACAUUCCACAAAGCUUGCCAGUGGCGGGCUCCUGAAGCCGCCGCAACUCCAACUCGGUCAGCAGCAGCAGCGCCGGCUGCUGUUGGAUGCCAAUUCGGGUAGUUAUGAAGCAGCAGCUGCUACUACACUUACUAAUUAUCUUACACACGCUGACGCUGACCAAGAACACCAACAACUAUUACAGUCAGGCAACGAACCCAUGCUAGCGUCUAACAAAAUGCAUCAUUACUAUAACAACAACAACAACAAUCACACGUUUUACACACGCAGCAAUGUCAGCAACAACCACCACAACAACAACAACAAUCAAUCAGCUUACUACAAUCACGUGCAACAAACGGAGCAGCAGCAUCAGCAUCAUCAUCAACAACAACAAGAACAACAACAACAACAACAUGCAUUCUAUAUACACGAACCGCUCAAUCAUUCAUGCUACUAUUCCACCCAAUGUUUGCGAUCCGCUGCUGUUGUUGUUAACACAGACGAUGAUGACCAUUCCGACUGCGAUUCUCUGGACAAUGCCACUGUUGGUGUUGCUGGUGGUGUCAUGCACACGUUGCAGUCGCACGAGUUGCAGCAACAUGUUGCUCCUGCACUGCAGCAACAGUUGCCGUCCCUCAUGCGCCACUCCACGCCGGUGGCGACACGUCAGCAGCGCCAGCAACAUCCACACUUGAUUAGCGACUCCUCAUCGACGCUCUAUCAGUCGUUCGAUCCUGCCACACUGCCGCUGUCGACAAUACGUCAGCAACAGCGCAGAGGCAACAGCAGUCAGAAUAGCCACAACAGUAAUAAUAAUAAUAAUAACAACAGCAGCAGCAGCACCGCUAACAAUAACAACAGCAACAAUAACAACUUCGUCACAGUAAUUUUCAACGUCUUAGACUUUUUAUUCUAAAAUUUUUCUACCCUACACCAAAAUCAGCUAAAGGCAUGCUAUUCGUUGUGUUGUUCCGCUCCCCCACUUUAAUUCGAUCAUUCAACAUCCAUACAUCCGUUUGACGAACCUAGCAACAUAAAACUAAAACAUAUACCAUAUAACGAGCUAGACCGCGACCUAAACAGCGAAUGCUUUCAAGUGAAUAUUGUCCAAGCAUUUUUGU
Messenger RNA from Scaptodrosophila lebanonensis, 4125 nucleotides. RefSeq lists its product as uncharacterized. Lineage: Eukaryota; Metazoa; Arthropoda; Insecta; Diptera; Drosophilidae. The record is from RefSeq and is a predicted model, not a curated record. Gene Ontology annotation, biological process: signal transduction. The transcript is spliced from 6 exons. The coding region runs from base 783 to 3920 and encodes 1045 amino acids. Gene Ontology annotation, molecular function: GTPase activator activity.